UGUGGAAUGAAACACAGCCCAGCAGUGGAAGUGCUCGGGGCUGUGGCUUUAAGAUCACACACAGAGAGAAGAGCUGAAGAGCUGAAGAUCAGCAGUCUGGAUCUGCACAGCACCGGGCACGAGUGAACAGGCAGGAGGUGAAGAAGAAAGAUGGCGGUUCAGAGCAGGAGCCUGGUGGAUGAUUACUCCAGAUACCUGAAGGCAUUUGAGCUGUUUCUGGAGCGCUCGUCUGAACAUCAGAGUAUGAGAGACUUCAUCCAUAGCACACUUCCGGACAUCCUUACCACUGUUGGAGUAGGAAAAUCCACACUGAAUGUGAUGGGAGUGGGAAGUGGAGCAGGCGAGAUCGAUCUGGAAAUCCUCACACAGCUGCACGCUAAACAUCCCGAGGCGAGAGUGGAGAACGAGGUGGUGGAACCCAGCGGGGACAUGCUGCAUAAAUAUAAAGUUUUAGUAUCGAAGACGCCGGGACUCGAUCACAUCACCUUCAGGUUUAAUAAGAUGACGGCAUCCGUGUUCGAGAGCGACUGGAAGCAGAGAAACACUGACAGGAAGAUGGACUUCAUCCACAUGAUUCAGAUGCUGUACUACGUGAAAGAUCCGGAGGCGACGGUUUCCUUCUUCCGAAGCUUAUUGCACAAAGACGGCAAACUCCUCAUCAUCCUGGUCUCAGGAGAUAGUGGGUGGGGCAGGUUAUGGAGAAGCUACAGAGAUCAGGUGAACAGCCGCUGUGUCACGACUGCAGACAUCAAGAGCUUCUUAGAUGCCAAAGGAAUCCCUUACAAGAACCAUGGUUUUGCAUCCAGUAUGGACAUCACCGAGUGUUUCGCAGCUGGAGAUGAGAAAGGAGAGCUGAUGUUGGAUUUUCUGACUGAGAUACUGCAAUUCAGUAAGAGCGCUUCUCCAGAGCUGAAGGCUGGAGUGCUGGAGCUGCUCAAACACCCCGAGUGCAGCCGAGAUGUGGACGGCAGGGUCAUGUUCAACAGCAACAUGGAGGCCUUGGUGAUUGACCUGUAACUCUAAAAUGGAGAAGUGCUACUAAACUCGGACAGUUUUAUGCAUUUUUCACAGCCAAAGAUAACUCUCUUAUGCUAAACCCUAAGCGUUAAUAUCUACUACUUAACUAGCAAAAAAGCUAAGCCAUUUUGUUAAUAGUAGUUGCUAGGACACUUCCUCUAAGAAAUCCUGUCAGGGUAGCUUGUGCUAGCUAGCUGGCUAAGGUUACCUGGAAGAUUAUGAACAAUUAGGAGCUUUGCUAAUGAGCGUUGCUCAGAUUUUCACAUGUUAGCUAAGUGGCUAGCAUCACCAGGGAUGAUUAUGGACAGCUUGACUUAAAAAUGCUUUUAGAUUAGCUUAUGCUAGCUACCUGGCUAGUAUUAGCUGGAACAUUUUAUGAGCUUGACUUAAAAACUGCCUCACAAAUCCUGUCAGAUUUGCUCAUGUUACCUAAGUGGCUAGCAUUAGCAGGAACGAUUAAGGACAUUUUUAUACAUGAUUUACAAAUUAUCUAAGAAAGUCAGGUUAGUUUAUUCUAGCUAGCUGGCUAAAGUAAGAUUAAGAAUAAGAAUAUCUAACUUUAUGAACAGAACAUCUAUGAAUAUGCGGGCUGGUUCAUGUUAGCUAGCUUUACUUUAAGCUAUAAAUGUGAGAAUAUAACUAAAAUAUCCUAACAAGUAAACUUAUUAAAAGUGGAAAUUACAGAAAUAUAUCAAUCCUCUCAGAAUUCCUGUCAGAUUAUCUUAAAUUUGCUGGUUGGCUAGCAAUAGCACAGAUGAUUAUGGGCAUUUGGGAAUGUCUUAAAAAUUGUCUCAGAAGGUCUAUCAGAUUAGCUAAAGUUAGCUAGCUGGCUAGCAUUAGCUGAAGGAUUAUGAACAUUUUAUGAGCUUGACUUAAAAACUGCCUCACAUCCUGUCAGGUUUGCUAAGUUGCAUGCUAGCUAAGUGGUUAGCUUUAGCUGGGAUGAUUGUGAAGCAUUUUGUAUACAACUUAAAAAUUGUCUCAGGUGUAGCCACGUGGCUAGCUUUAAUUUAAGAUUAGCACUCAAAAAGUAAAAUUGUUAGCAGUUAAAAUUACAGAAAUAUAUGAAUCCCCUCAGAUAUCCCCUCAGUUAGCCUGCUAGCUAGAAUUAGCUGUAAAAUUAUAGACAUUUAUGAAUAGGACAUAAAAAAAUUGUCUCAGAAAUCCUGUCACGUAGCUCAUAUUAGCUAAGAGGCUAGCUUUUAUCAGUGAAGCUUGUGAGCAGCUAACGCUAGCUAGCAAAAAUCCUGUAAAGUUAACUUGGGUUAGCAAUCUGACUAGCGACACCAGGGAAGGAUUUCUGACAGGAUCUGUAUGUCACUCAUGUUAACCUGCUAGCUAGCUGGAAGAUAAAACCUGACUUUAAAAAAAAAGCUAAUUAGAUUAGCUAAUGCUAGCUGGCUGGCUAAUGUUACCUGGAAGAUUAUGACCAUUUUAGGAGCUUGACUUAAAAACUACUUCAGAAAUCCUGUCAGAUUUGCUCAAGUUAGCCUGCUAGCUAGAGUUAGCUGGAAAAUAUUAAACAUUUAUGAAUAUGACUUAAAAUUUGUCCCAGAAAUCCUGCCAAGUUAACUUAUGCUAGCUAUCAGUCUAGUGUUAGCAGUGAAGAGCGACAAUCUGUGAGAAGAUUGCUAUAUUUCUGUAGAUGCUAGCUGGUGUUAGCUGGAAGAUUAUGAACCUCACACAUCCUGUCAGGUUUGCUCACGUCACCCAAAUGACCAGCAUUAGCAGGGAUGAAUAUGAUUUAUGUGGAAAAUUGUCUCAUUUUAGAUAAAUAACUAGCUUUAGUUUAAGAAUAUGACUCAAUGUGGAAAACUAAGUUUAUAAUUGUUGAUGCUUUUAAACCAUUUUCCUGUUUAUGUAGAUUUAUAAACGUUAUUCUCAAGGUUUCUUCCUCAUGUCGUCUCAGGGAGUUCUACCUCACCACUAUUAACUCUGGCUUGUUCAUAAUGGGUCUAAGUCUACAUCUGAAUAUACUGUAAAGCUGCUUUGUGACAAUGUCAUUUGUUAUAAGCGCUAUAUAAAUACAAAUGAAUUGAUUUGAAUUAUUUCAACUACUUGUGGCAGCACGAGAAAACACUGUACUGGCCCUUUAAUAUUCCCAAGAGCAGUUGGGAAAAGGAAAACCGUUAGAUGGAAAUUCAAGGGAAAACAAAACGAACUCUUGAAUCUGCUGUUGUCAAUCCCAAGGUGGUGAGCUGAACAACGUAAAAGGCAUUUUUUCUCAACAUUUACACUUUAUUCAGUUAUUUAUUUUAUCUUUGUUAUACAAUGCCAAAAUGUGAGAGAUUGAAAUCAUAUUUUGUAAGUGUCUAAGACAAUAUAUUUGGAGAAACAACCUAUUUGUUGUGAAUUUAAUGAAACUAAUGUUGGGUGAAUUAAAACCAAAAAAAGCCAAUCUAUUAGUUUUAUUACUAUUUAUUUUCCCCUCUGUGUAACCGAUGGCUUUUGAGCUAUUCUGAGACAAUGACUUUUGACACUUUUGUUCCUGUCUAGUCCCUGAAUAAUUUAAUUCAGUUAUUUUUGUUAUUUAAUUGAACUGUUGGUUUAAAUUAUCUCUCGGGGCCGUUACGGUUACGAACUGUAUUCAUAGAAGAAUCAUGAUUUGAUGUUUGUAUGUAUAAAACCAUAAUUUAUAAACUAUAAAAUAAAUCUGUUUCAUACACUCUAUGGUCAAAAGUAUGUGCACCCCUGACCAUCACACCCAUAUGUGGUUCUUCCCCAAACUGUUGCCACAAAGUCUGAAGCACACAGUUGUAUAGAACAUCUCUGUGUGCUGUAGCUUUACAGUUUCCCUUCACUGGAACUAAGAGGCUGAAACCUGUUCCAGCAUGACAAUGCCCCUGUGCACAAAGCGAGCUCCAUGAAGACAUGGUGUGUGAAGGUUGGAGUGGAAGAACUCGAGUGUCCUGCACAGAGCCCUGACCUCAACCCCACUGAACACCUUUGGGAUGAACUGGAACACCGACUGAACCCCAGACCUCCUCGACAUCCCAACAUCAGCGCCUGACCUCACUAAUGCUCUUGUAGCUGAAUGAACACAAAUCCCCACAGCCACGCUCCAACAUCUAGUGGAAAGACUUUGCAGAAGAGUGGAGCUCAUUAUAACAGCAAACACAGGGGAAUAAAUCUGGAAUGAGAUGUUCAACAAGCACAUACGUGUGUGAUGGUCAGGUGUCCCAAUACUUUUGUACAUAUAGUGUAUUUCAGUCCAGAAUCUCUGAGAUUGAAUGAGAUAUUCGAGUCAAUUGCAGAGUACGAUGAUAAACGUGUCCUUUAAAUUAUCUUUCAUGACAUAGUUUAAAAUUGAUCAAGUAGCCUGACAUAACAGACAUUACUGUAUAAAGUUUCCUAAACAAUAUAAAACAGUUUGAUUCUUUAUUAUUAUUAUUGUUGUUAUUAUUUAUGCUGGAAAAAUAGCUGUACUGCUUUAGAGGCUUUUGCAGAUAUCUAAACAACAUUUCUUAUUCAUUUUAAUGUCACAACUUAAACAUAACUGUAAUGUCUAUCAAAUAUGAUAAUUAGCAGUAUAUAAUAUGUUUUUAUUAAUAUAAACCAUUUAAAAUAACCAUCAAAGUUCAGAAUGAACAGCCAUUUCAACCAACACCAGUCGCAUUUUCCUUCACGCUCUAAAGUUAUUCAUUUACUCGUAAAUUUAAUUUUUCCUUGUGAAUAAUUUAGAUAUGUCACCUUUCAAUCUUCCAGUGAAAUUAUAUUUACCAGGAAAAAAAAGAAUUAAGAAAAGAUUUAAUAAAAUAAUUUAUUGAUGUAAAAUGUGAUUAAUGAUGUGUGUGUUGAGGUUGCAGUUGACGCCAUCUUGGAAAAUACAUCUUUAAUGGAAAUUUGUCACUGGUGUUACUGUCUGUGUUUAUGGCAACAGCGACUUAAAGUAAUGGCACCACAUUCACAGUAGAGAUCAAGAACAUUACUAAUUCAUUCAAGAAGAUUUUUUUCCCCCCAAAAAAACACCUGAACUUGCAACACCGACUUUGCAGUGCAGUGGUUUAUGGCUGCAAUCUUGCAGGUCGACCCAUGCGUGCUCUUCCCGUAUGUACUUCUGCAUUAUCUAAUUAGCUAAAUGGUAAUUGGCUAAUAAUCAACAGAUCAGUCAGGUGUGUUAGAGUGAAGAAAUCAAUGAUAUCAAGCUGUGAAAUGUCUUUGUUUUUCAAAAAAGCCGUCAAUGACUUCUUGAGAAGUGUUUUUCAGCUGUGUUACAGAAGUGUGCACUUCAGACCUGCCAACUUCUUAUGCAUUUUGUGUAGAAGCUCCAGUUUUUCACAUCAGACUAUGCGACGAGUCACUCAAAAAAGCCAAAAGGGCAGUCUUCUUUUUUUUCUGCCAAUAAAAACAGCAGAAGAUUGACAACUACCAAGUUGUUUUGAACUCUCUGAUAUUAACUGACACCCUGGAAGCCCCGCCCCCUUCCAAGAUGCACUGAUGCAAUGUCCUUGCUUUCUGUCACGGAAAAUGAAGAGUGUUCAUUAAUAUAAAAUCAAAUCUGUCAGGGUUUGUUCGACUUAGCUAUCAUGCAGUCAACGCCAGAGUAAAGAAACAAUUUUAAUUUCAAUACAUUUUACAAAUAAUGUGGAUAUUAAUUAAAAAGUGAUUAAAUACGCUGUUUGCACUCUUAGGCCAGUCAGCGCAGUGUUCGAACAGCUUGAGAAGCAUCAGAUCAAGAGUAGAAGUGUGCACAGGAUCAUUUUUUAAUCCCGUUCCCACCCGCUCCUGCGGUUUUUAUUGUUUGAACUAGCCCACGAUAUUUUCUGGCAAACUGUGUUGGUUUUAUUUGUCAAAAUAUAAACAAAUUAGUAUUUUCUGCCAUUGUGACAUCGACCAGAUUGUAUUCGACAGGACUUUGGGGAUGGCAGGUCUGGGGAAUGUGUAGAGACAGUGGAAUUUUAGCUGAAACAAUAAUUAAUGUAAUAAUGAAGUCUACAGGGAUGGAGACUAAAUCCAUCAUUUAACGAACCAGAUGAUCAUUUGUGCUCAUUACAAUUGCAACCGCGAUAAAAAUUGAGAUGAAAUGGUGAGAGCAAGCUAACAAGGGUGCAUUAUAAAAAGUAACGGAAUGUAUAACAUGCUUUAAUCUUUGCUAACUCGCUGC
This is a messenger RNA of Pangasianodon hypophthalmus (striped catfish), 6121 nucleotides long. It is a transcript of the gene hnmt, whose product is annotated as histamine N-methyltransferase. Lineage: Eukaryota; Metazoa; Chordata; Actinopteri; Siluriformes; Pangasiidae. The coding region runs from base 151 to 1017 and encodes 288 amino acids. The record is from RefSeq and is a predicted model, not a curated record. Gene Ontology annotation, molecular function: N-methyltransferase activity. The transcript is spliced from 6 exons.